Nematostella vectensis (starlet sea anemone) is the source of this 1012-nucleotide messenger RNA. RefSeq names its product histone H4. Gene Ontology annotation, biological process: nucleosome assembly. Gene Ontology annotation, cellular component: nucleosome. The record is from RefSeq and is a predicted model, not a curated record. The transcript has a single exon. NCBI's taxonomy places the organism in Eukaryota, Metazoa, Cnidaria, Anthozoa, Actiniaria, Edwardsiidae. Bases 582 to 893 code for a protein of 103 amino acids. Gene Ontology annotation, molecular function: protein heterodimerization activity; DNA binding; structural constituent of chromatin.
CUCCACCGGUGGCGGGAGCACUUUUACGUGCUGCCUUGGUGGCGAGCUGCUUACGGGGCGCCUUUCCUCCGGUAGAUUUACGGGCGGUUUGCUUGGUACGAGCCAUUUCGUCUGCAAAGCGGUUGAACAAAUAGUAAGGAUUGAGUGUCGAGGGUCAGUUCAAUAAAUUUAUACUUGCCGCCUCUAAAUCUGAUUGGCUAGAAUUUGCCCGAUCUGAUUGGUCAGUCUUCUACUAAGAAAAGCCCGCCAAGUCUUUACUGUGUUUUUGACUGCCAAGUUUUCCUAAAAUAUCUUUCGAUCCCAAAUGUUAUAUCAAACAAAUUUACAUUAAUAUAGUAGAUUUAAUUACUAAUCGUCUUCCGCCGCUAAAUUUACAAGAUAUAUGUGAAAGAGCAAUGAUUUAAUAGAAGUUAAAUAGGCUCGGACCAAUGUGAUCGGAUCGAAAUGCUAGUCUUUUGAAUUGUAAAUAUCGGUUGGACUCUUGACCCUUGGGUUAAUUAUCAUACACAAUGGGUCUAUCGGGUAUAUAAACCCCAAACUGCCAGAGCAGGUUGUUAUUCAGGUUUGAAUUCACACUCAUCAUGUCUGGUCGCGGCAAAGGAGGAAAAGGUCUAGGAAAGGGAGGCGCCAAGCGUCAUCGCAAGAUCCUUCGGGAUAACAUCCAGGGCAUCACCAAGCCCGCCAUUCGUCGUCUCGCCCGCCGUGGUGGAGUCAAGCGAAUCUCUGGCCUUAUCUACGAGGAGACCCGUGGCGUUCUCAAAGUCUUCCUUGAGAACGUUAUCCGUGACGCGGUCACCUACACCGAGCACGCCAAGCGCAAGACUGUCACCGCCAUGGACGUGGUCUACGCUCUGAAGCGACAAGGCCGAACCCUGUACGGAUUCGGCGGCUAGAGUGUCUAGUCAACUCAAACAAACACCGGCUCUUUUAGGAGCCACCACAUGCAUUUAAAGUUAUGAUCGAAUGCAUUCAAAUGUUCCUUUGUGUGUACUGUUAUAAAUUGUUUUCGUGU